AUGAGUGUAGAGAAAGAUAUGAUGGAUUACAUUGGUACUACUUUGUUAAAGAUAAUGGAUAGGUUUGAUUCAAUACAGUCAUGCUGUAAUUUAACUAAUGAGCUAGAAAACAAUAAACUGACUUGCACUGAUCUAGAUCCACCUCAAAUGGUCAAUCUUAUACCAAGUCACCUAAAUUAUGGUAUAAGUUUCGGUAUAGAUUGCAGUCAAGCUAUACAUGCUGAAUCUUUAGGACGUGAAAGUAUGCACAAAAUAUUGGGAGCGAAUAUAACAGCCAUAGAGACUCAUAGAACUUCUUACUCAAAUAAGCCAAGACGAAAUUUGGAAGUCAUUGAAGAAAGAAUUAUUGAAGAAGAGAAUGUUUCAGAGACAAAGGAUACUGGAACAAUUCACUUUGCCGUAAAUUAA
Cryptosporidium muris RN66 is the source of this 408-nucleotide messenger RNA. RefSeq lists its product as uncharacterized. The transcript has a single exon. Bases 1 to 408 code for a protein of 135 amino acids. NCBI's taxonomy places the organism in Eukaryota, Apicomplexa, Conoidasida, Eucoccidiorida, Cryptosporidiidae. The record is from RefSeq and is a predicted model, not a curated record.